GGGGGCAGCGAGAUAGGGUCAACCGACCAGAUGAUGCGUCUAUGCCAGCAAUCCUUUACGCUAUAAACUCCAAAAUGGAAUUCACAUUUACUAUCGCAAAAUCUCUACGAUCGGUGCAAGAGAAGAAAUAUGUGCAGCAUUAUUGUGUGCAUGCACGCUUGUGUGGUUUUCAGCCCAUUCUCCCUCCUGUGCGUGUGACCAGGUCCCAGUCAAUAAUGCAGGGAGCUUAAGAGGAACUCUUAAGGCCGGCAGUUACAUUUUUGACUCCACCAGCUAAAGCUGUUGCUGCUGCAUCAACGACUGCAUUGGUGAUGAGCGGGUAACCGGAGCGCACCUCUGAGUCGCCCCGUGGAAUCGGCCUGAUCAAAUGUCUGAGGAAGAGAGGCCUGAGGGGGAGAUAGAAAGAUGGAGUCUCUGCGGAUUUAGAGGCAAAAACAUAGACUGUAACGGUUCGUGGUGAAUGGGUGCAGACAUGUCUUCAGCGCGUUUGCCCGAUCCACCGUCUCGUGUCUUGGUUUCGGCUGCUCUUGGGACUGUGUGUGCUUCUUCCAGUGGAGGAGGAAGUGACAGGAGAGGUUGACAGGUGCGAACGAGGAGAAAAGGAAGGGAGGCAAAGUGGAAGAGCGGAGUAAAAGAGAGGGGCCCCAAACCGUGCAGCAAGCUGAGUUUCUGCCUUGGACUGGACUCUAAGCCCCGCAGCGUGUCCCGGACUCAAUGGUCCAGAGAGGCCAAAGGUCCACUCCGCCGUGCCUCUCCUCAGUGGCUCCUCCUAGGAGAGAUAAUACGCUCUCGAACCUCUCCGGGAUCCAGCUUCCGCUCUGCCCGAAGCCCCGCAGAGCUCUGCAGGACUCGACCCCGACUGCGGCCAGUUCAGCGGGACCUUCAACCAGAAGACAGGAUUACUAACAGGAAACUCUUAUGAAGGUAAAAUAAAGCAAAAGCUACUAUGGAGAAUCACAUCACGCAGAUUUCCAGAGAUGAUCUGGACGAUCUGAGGGACGCCUUCAAUAAAAUUGAUGUUGAUAACAGCGGCUUCGUGAGCGACUUUGAGCUGCAGGAGCUGUUCAGAGAGGCGAGCUUCAGCAUACCGGGCUACAAAGUGCGAGAGAUUGUCGAGAUCUUCAUCGCUGGAGACACCAACAAGGACGAGAAGAUCAGCUUUGAGGAAUUUGUUUCUAUCUUUCAAGAACUUAAAAGCAAGGAGCUCAGUGAGACCUUUAGGAAAAGUGUCAAGAGGAGAGAUGGGAUCCGUUCUUUCGGAGGAACAUCAGGAAACUCCAGCGAGGGAACGCAGCACUCCUACUCUGAUGAGGAGAAGGUGGCAUUUGUCAACUGGAUCAACAAAGCCCUGGCAAAAGACAAGGACUGCCAACACCUGCUGCCCAUGAACCCCGACGACGAAAGUCUCUUCACCUCUGUGCGCGAUGGCAUCCUCUUAUGCAAAAUGAUCAACCAUUCUCAGCCUGACACGAUUGACGAAAGAGUCAUCAACACUAAGAAACUUGCCACUUUCACAAUGACGGAGAAUCUGGUUUUGGCUCUGAACUCAGCUUCGGCCAUCGGUUGCACGGUGGUGAGUAUCGACGCCCAUGAUCUGAUGGCUGGGAAACCCCAUCUGGUCCUUGGCCUGCUCUGGCAGGUUAUCAAGGUCGGCCUCUUUGCCGAUAUAGAAAUGAAGAACGAAGGUCUGAUUGGCCUUCUGACGGAUGAGGAGAAUAUGGACGAGCUGAUGUCUCUCUCCCCUGAGGAGCUGCUGCUCCGCUGGGUCAACCGCCAUCUACGCAACGCAGGGACGAACACCAUCAGCAACUUCAGCGAAGAUAUUAAGGACUCGCGAGCAUACUUCCACCUGCUGGAACAGAUCGCUCUCCAAGAAAAGCAAGAACACAAAUUGAGAGUAAAGAUUGACAUGAGCGGCCUUAGUGUGCGGGAUUUGGACCAAAGGGCCGAGCUGAUGCUGCAGCAGGCGGCCCGCCUGGACUGUAGACAGUUUGUGUCUCCUCAUGACGUCACAUCUGGGAACAGCAAACUCAACAUGGCUUUUGUGGCCAACCUGUACAACAUGCAUCAUGGUGCUCUGAAGCAGAUCAAUGGCGGCAGCAGCAUAGGAACCAUAGAGCCUGAAACCAAUGAAGAGAAAACAUUUAGAAACUGGAUGAACUCUCUGGGCGUCUCUCCACAUGUCAACCACCUGUACUGGGACCUGUGUGAUGGUUUGAUCAUCAUGCAGCUUUAUGAGAAGGUCAAUGUGCCUGUGGACUGGAAGAAAGUCAACAACCCACCGUAUCCUGUUCUGGGGGCCAAUAUGAAGAAGCUGGAGAACUGCAAUUAUGCAGUGAAGCUGGGCAGGGACGUAGCUCACUUCUCUCUCGUCGGCAUCGGAGGGGAAAACCUGAACGAGGGGAGCCGAAUGCACACCCUGGCGCUGGUCUGGCAGCUGAUGAGGAGGUACACCGUGUCGGUUCUGUCCGAUCAGGGUCAAGGCGGCGAGAAAGUCGAAGAUCAGGUCAUCCUUGACUGGGUCAACAAAACCUUGAGCCAAAAACGGAAGGACACACAGAUUAGCAGCUUCAAGGACAAACUGAUCAGCACCAGUCUGCCGGUGAUUGACCUGAUUGACGCCAUCGCCCCCGGUACCGUCAAGUGGGACAUGGUGAAGAGGGCACAGAGGGGAGUGCUGAAGGAAGCCGAUAAACUGAACAACGCAAAGUACGCGAUCUCACUGGCCCGUAAGAUCGGUGCCCGUGUCUACGCGCAGCCGGAGGAUUUGGUGAAAGUGAACCCCAAGAUGGUGAUGACGCUGUUUGCCUCCCUCAUGGGCCACGGUUUGAAAAAGGCCAGGCGCUGAAACAGACGGGGCCGAGCCACCUGGAGACCAACAACCCGCACACAUUUUAUUUCUGUGGUCUUUUUCUUUUCCUUUCCCCACAUGAUUUUCUCAUCUAAACUUUCUGUGAUCAGAGCAAGACGCUGUGUUAUUCUCAGUUUCUCUUUGCGAACAACGAGCUUACCUAAAGUUGGAAAUAAUUGUUCAUCAGCAUUUGCAUUUGUUUGUUGUCUGUAAUCUUAUAGAACAAGCUCUGAAUACUUCUUUCUGUAACAUAUUUGAUGUUGAAUUAUUUCGUUUACUGCUAUGCAAAAAGAAAAGGAGAUACUGCAGAAGCAAAAAGUGGAAUCAUAUACACACUGUGUACCUGUAAAUGUUGUGCAUUGAAUAUUGCUAUUUAAUUAUUAAAGAUAAUCUAUUAAAUUUAAUGGACAACC
This is a messenger RNA of Gasterosteus aculeatus aculeatus (three-spined stickleback), 3264 nucleotides long. RefSeq names its product plastin 1 (I isoform) (gene pls1). Gene Ontology annotation, molecular function: calcium ion binding; actin filament binding. The record is from RefSeq and is a predicted model, not a curated record. Gene Ontology annotation, cellular component: cytoplasm; actin filament bundle; actin filament. NCBI's taxonomy places the organism in Eukaryota, Metazoa, Chordata, Actinopteri, Perciformes, Gasterosteidae. Gene Ontology annotation, biological process: actin filament bundle assembly; actin filament network formation.